GUGAGGUUUCUGCUGUUUCCUUGCAACCAAUUUGGAGCCCAAGAGCCAAAGAAGAACUCCGAGAUCAAAGACUUUGCGGAGCAGUACGUGAUCAUGUUUGCCAAGAGCAAUUUGAAUGGCUUUCCCUGUACAUACUCGGGCAAAGAUGCAUGCAUGCCAGAAUCUGCUGAAUGUUGCAGUGAGAAUGACGCCGUCUACAAAUACCUCCUUGCGAAGACUCCACCUGGCAAGAUUGCUUGGAACUUCGAUAAGACGCUUGGUAAGCUGAUGUCUACUUACCUGGAUAGUUGCUACAGUUUGUGGUCUGUCUCCCUCAUUUAUAAAAAGUUAUGUGUCUAUAAUUGA
This is a messenger RNA of Cladocopium goreaui, 345 nucleotides long. NCBI's taxonomy places the organism in Eukaryota, Dinophyceae, Suessiales, Symbiodiniaceae. The record is from the annotation of a GenBank genome assembly.